AUGUCCUCCAGGCAUGUCUCGUACAGCGCGGCUUACAACCCCCAGGAAUGGGGCCCUAUAGCAGCAAACGGGUCUCCCGCUGCUGGCAUGAGCGCGUUUACCUCUCCGAAUGAUGCCACAUCUAUACCUCCUCCCCCCUACUCUCCGAGACACCCAAAGCCUGAAGAUACACAUGUUGAGGCUUCCCCUAGACUAAGCGUAGGUGCUGGUGCUUCUCCAUUAGCAGUUGCAUCCCAGUAUAAUUCUCCAGGCCCUGCGAGAACUCGGGAGUCAGUCCCUGCUGGAUAUCGCUAUCCUGCAUCUCGCCCCAGGCCCGUAUCGAUGAUUCAUAGUACCGACGUAGUUCUGAGCGACAAUCUGCAACCAGGCGCCCCUAAUGCGGGUGGCCAUUUAUCACAGUAUCCAGGCCAAAGCGGCCAGAGCAAUCCCCCGUACAAUGCGGACGGUGGCAUUUCUAGCUUGGUAUCCUCAUCGUCGAGAUUGUCACAUGACAAUGGCUCUGGAAAUGUAGCUCUACGGCCUCCAGCAUCGAUCAGAGCGGCUUCUACAGGGGAUAUUGGUCAAAAUAGAAAUGGAAGUGCGGCGCAUGCGUGGCUUAAUCGACAGCACGGACGUUGGGAGCCAGGGAUGCCACUUCCACCUCCACCCCCUGGACCACCACCUAACGGUGCUUGGAACCAAUCGAGGGAGUCGUCAAGAGGCCCUUCCCAGGAUGGGUCAAACCAGUCGAGUCGACAUAGAUCACCGCCGGUCUUGGGGACCGGCCUUGGAGAAGUUCCUCCUACACCAAUCGGAUGGAUUGACGAAAGCGUCGUUGCUGGCCAGCGGUCUGAAGGUUCUAGGGAGCGUGCUAGUUCCAUGUCUCAAAACACAACAGAUUAUGCCCCUGAGGAUGAGCUUGCUCGUUUGACUCAGCAGAACAGACGCCCCCAAUCAACCGUACAUCACAGAGACAGCGCUCCAGCAAUGAGAGCCAUUAGCUCAAAAGGCAUCAGAGAACGCAGAAUUGAGGCCAGAAAAGAACAUGAUGCUGCCACAGCAAAUACUGGUCCCGAUCGCGACACAAACCAUGACUCAUCGGACUCUGCUUGGCCUAGCGACCUUGUCCUUUCAAAACCAGGCGGUCCUGGACUUAUCCGUCGUCGAACCGUAACGAAGCACACACCGCGAACGCCACGAACUGCCCAGUCAGAUGGUCAACUUACUGCAUCAACUGUGAAGUCUCCGUUCCCAAUGCUAAGCUCAACUGGUUCUGCUCAGUCCACUCCAAAACAACAACCAACGCCAUCUUUUGAGAACCUCACCCAGCCCAGCAACUAUGUGCAAACUCCUCCAUUUUCUCCGGCUUGUGACCUCCAAUCACCAACUUUUUCUGCGACUGCCACCACUCCAAGUCUACCACCGAGAGCGUUGCCAACCCCACCGUUGCAAGCCAUACAGGAACGGAGUAGCUCGACAGUAACAAGCAGCUCUACUGAACAGGAACACACUCCAUUGGGUCAAACUAGAUCUUCUUCACGUGCAUCACGGUCUGGUAGGACAAUUGAAUAUGCAAAUGACGACUUCAUGCGUGAUGCCAUCCAGCGACAUCGUGAUUUCAUAGAAAAAGAAGCCUCCGCAUCCACCGCGGUUGAAGCCUUGGGCCUCUUUGCUGAUUUCAUUGUAUCAGAGUCUAUAAUACGACAACAACGGCAUGUUACUGCUAUCCAAACCGGUUUGUUUGACGUACAAACAGUUAGAGAGAGACUUUUUCAAGCAGAUUCUAACCAACACAACGGCGUGCAUACAAGCAAUCCGCCAUCAGCUGGUAUCACUACCCGAAUAGACCCUCCAGUUCGCUUUCAACCUGUGCUUCCACAAAUGCGUGUGGAGUCAGGAUGGUGGAGUAAUUACAAACCAUCCCUAUCUCCAAUAGGCAGUAUUAGUGUAAGAGAUGAUGAAAUGAGUUCCAGAGGGAGAGCCCCGAGCCGUUGGUGGGAGUCACAGACCGGGUCGGAAAGUGGGGGUUCUGGCAAAAAGGUCCGGCGGUCCAAGCAGGAAGCAAAAUACAUGGGUGUACCUCGAGAAGUGCGUGAAGCGAUGCAACAGGAACAUUUUUCUGCUGGACUAAUUGACGUGAAUCAAUCUCAAAUUCCGCCUCCUGCUUUUGGCUUUGCUGCUACAUAUGGGCCAAAUGAAUAUCCCCCCGAGAAAGUUGGCUUGGAACGGCACGCUUCUGCAUCUCGAGCGCCAAUGGUCACAUCUCAUAUUGAUCGCCAGAUCCCGGCAUUAGAUAUCUCAAGAUUUAUUACUCUUCCACCCCCAUAUCCCAGGCAUUAUCCAGCUGUUAAUAACAGCCAUCCUGAUCUAUUGUAUUACAGAAGUACGGUAAGAUCCGUCAGUGACCUCACGGAAGUCCAGGAAACGAAACAGGCGCACCAGAUAAAACUAGAAAAACUUCAGCAUGAACACCAAAUAAAAAUGAAGGAAUCUCGGCGCGCAUUUAGAUCAAGCGUGAAUACCCGGAUAGCGCAAGGGACUUUGUCUUACGCGGAAGCUGCCGAGGCAGAGGCAGUCCAUCUUCUCGAGGAACAGAAAUGCGAAAAGGAGCUAAUUCAAGCCGAAUUCGACUCUUAUGAACAAGUAGUAUUCCAGCCUUUACAACUCAUACUCGCAGAUCGGAUCGACAUUACGUCCACCUGCAUUGACAGCCUCCGGAGCAAGUUGUUCGAUUUAACACAAGAUGGAACCCCAAAUCAAACACAGGAAGCAGGCGAUGAACGACCAGAGCUUCUAGAGAAAUUGACACAACUCAAGUGGCUGUUUGAGGCGCUUGAGCAACUGCAUCGAGAGGUGUACAACCUCGAGAGUGAACGCAAUGGCCGAUAUCGAGCAAUCGUCACCUUACCAUAUAAACAAGCCAAAAACCAAGAGAAACUUAUAGAGACAGACUCUUUCUUCUUGCAGGAUGAGCAAAACAGGAAACUGACAUUCGCAACGGAAACACUGCGGCGCUUCGAAAGCUUCAUGGAAGUCAUUGAACAAAACGUUGGGCGAGGGGUGGAGACCCAGCUUUCAGCCUUCUGGGACAUUGCGCCCUCUUUAGUCACCGUCCUUCAGAAAAUUCCCGACGACUUUCGAUCGUUUUCCAUCCAGAUACCUUCGAAGGAGUACGAGGAGAGUCCAAGCUACUACCAGUUCCCUCUACAAUAUCUAUACUCUCUACUCUCUCACGCUGAAAAAUCAACAUAUCAGUUCAUUGAAUCCCAAACCAACCUCCUUUGCCUUUUACACGAAGUUAAAAGCAGCCUCAUGAAGGCGAAUUGCAAUGUUAUGGAAGUGCAACGCAUAAUAUCUGGUGAACCAGCAGAGAGCGUACAGCGAGAAAUGACGGAAUCGAGCGAGGAAGAAGAGAGGCGGUUGACAGCUGACCUAAAAGAUAAAGUCACAAUGGUCGAGGAGCAAUGGGCUGAGGCUCUUGGGAAGGAGCUGAGCUCAGUGAAAAGGCGUGUGCAGCAAGAUCUUGUCAACCAGGGCGGAUGGGAUGAUACGAUGUUCGAAGAGUCAUAA
Histoplasma capsulatum G186AR is the source of this 3549-nucleotide messenger RNA. RefSeq lists its product as uncharacterized. NCBI's taxonomy places the organism in Eukaryota, Fungi, Ascomycota, Eurotiomycetes, Onygenales, Ajellomycetaceae. Bases 1 to 3549 code for a protein of 1182 amino acids. The transcript has 2 exons. The record is from RefSeq and is a predicted model, not a curated record.